CAACUCUACUAAGGUGGUAGUGAAAGAGGUGUAUGCGCAUGCUGGCUGCAGCAAGCAGCAAACUACUAGAUAGGGCGUUUAUCCGUGCGUCUUCCUUUGUGCAGGAGCCCCAACUCUCCAGCACCAGCUGUUCACUUCCGGUCAUAUUGCUUUUUCCUAGAUUCAAUAACCAUUUCUGCUUCUUGCCCGUCCAACUGCCUCUUCCCUUUGCCUCUCCUCUCUUCCUCUCUUGUCCUAUCCUAUCCCACUUCCCCUAUCUUCUUCAUCUUUGACGGCUUACGAUUGUACGACACUCAACGGGUUGUUAUCCAACUUUGCUCUACCAUUGGUCCAAUCUUACUUUUUUUGACU
Molecule: messenger RNA, 351 nt
Organism: Aspergillus neoniger CBS 115656
Lineage: Eukaryota; Fungi; Ascomycota; Eurotiomycetes; Eurotiales; Aspergillaceae
Exons: 2
Coding region: 33-272 (79 amino acids)
Source: RefSeq, a predicted model, not a curated record